Molecule: messenger RNA, 2043 nt
Organism: Dichotomopilus funicola
Lineage: Eukaryota; Fungi; Ascomycota; Sordariomycetes; Sordariales; Chaetomiaceae
Product: G protein-coupled glucose receptor regulating Gpa2-domain-containing protein
Exons: 5
Coding region: 1-2043 (680 amino acids)
Biological process (GO): adenylate cyclase-activating G protein-coupled receptor signaling pathway
Cellular component (GO): plasma membrane
Molecular function (GO): G protein-coupled receptor activity
Source: RefSeq, a predicted model, not a curated record
AUGGCCGGUGACACGUACAUCAUCCAAGUGCUGCUGAUCUUGUCGGUGACCUUUGCGUCGGUGAGCGUGCUGGCGACGCUGACGACGCUGUACUGGUUUGUGAGGAUGCGGCGGAGUUUUCGGCAUGAGCUGGUCCUCCUGCUGAUCAAGAGCGACUUCCUCAAGUCGGCUGUGCUGGUCCUCUUCGCCAUCGUCAACCUUGUCCGCGGCACUGUCCACUCUGACUCGGCCUUCUGCCAGGUCACUGGCUUUGCCCUGGCUGUGGGCAUCGAGACCUCUGACAUCGCGGUGCUGCUCAUAGCCGUGCACUCGCUCAUGUACAUCUUUCGCCCGCGCUCGGGACUGUACCCGUACCGCCGGUUCGCGUUUGUGGUGUUUUAUUUGUAUCCGCUGCUGGCCGCGUCGCUGGCGUUCAUCAAUGGGAAUGGGUAUGAGAAUAUGGGCCCGUACUGCUACUUGCGGACGGAUCGGAGCUGGGCGCGGCUGGCGCUGAGCUGGGUACCGCGGUACAUGAUCACGGUGGCGAUUGUGAUUAUUUACGCGUUUAUUUAUCUGUACAUCCGCAAGCGGAUGGGAGAUUUUGGGAGGAGGCGGUCCGAGGCUAUUCACUCGAGGGGGGGAGGAAGAGGAGGUGGAAGCGGAGGAAGGAGGGGAAGCCGGAGAGACUCGAACAGGACAGGAUCGGUGUACAACGGGCUGAUCCCGUCGUCGAUGUGUUCACGCCGGACGUCGGCCACCGACACCAUCGCCGCGGCCAAGGACCGGCUACGACCGGCGUCGUCACUGGCUCCGACCCGUCCGACAAGCGUCGACGCUCCGGAUCCGUUCAUCAAAUGGGACUGGUCUGGCUUCGAAGCACGUCAGAGCCCGCGGAAACCAGCCGACGACACCAGCGACCUGAUCGCGCCGAACUCGCCUAAUUCACCCACUUUUCUAUCUCCACCAGCCGCAGCACACACCCACACCCACACCAACACCCGCGCCCACCGACCCAUCAUCAUGACCAUCGUUGACGCCGACGCACCCGAUUCCUGUCCUAUUCUCCCCUCAUCGCCGCCUGCGUGCCUUAUUACCCUUACGCCUCCGGGGGGGAAGCAUACGACCACUACCGCCAACCCUAACCCUAACCCUGUCUCCCGCAGUCACAGCUACAGUCACAGCUACAGUCACAGCUACAGCCACAGACACAGCCAGACAACAACCCCCCACGACUCCUCCGACUACCCGGAUUCCCGCACCGCUUCUCAUUCCUACUACCACUACCACUACGCCAGCCACGGCAGCUACAGCUACCACUACUCCAGUUACGGCUCCUACGACCACACAGCCGAAGACGACGCCCCCGUGCGCACAAAAAACCACAAAAAAACCCUCCGCCAACUCCGUUCCUUAUUCGCCUACCCCCUCGUAUACGUCUGUGUCUGGCUGUUCCCUUUCAUCUCCCAUAUUCUUGGGUAUGACGAUGAUUCUGUUCGACAUGAACCGCCGCAUUGGUUGUUGAUUGUGACGUUGUUGAGCUUGUGUGUGCAGGGGGCGGUGGAUUGUGGGUUGUUUAUGGCGAGGGAGACGCCGUGGCGGUAUGAGAGGAGGCGAUGGGGGUGGAGGGCUCAACAGGGCUGGGGGAGGUGGUGUGCAUGGUGGGAGUGGGUUGGUGGGUGGUUGUGGGUUGUGGUUUCGUUAGUGGCCGGGAGGAGGAAUAACAACAACCACCAAAACGGAAACAUCACAACCACAGACGCAGGCACGGACACAGGCACGGACACAGGCAGGAUAGGAACAGCGACAACAGGCGACACCCGACCCUGGGACCGCCGCCGAGUCGGCCGGAGCGGUGCAGUUGGCCGAACCAGGGAGGAAAUGCUAGUUGAUGGCCGGUUGGCGAGACAAAGAAGGGAAGGGGAGGUGGAGGACGAGAGGGAACGGAGGCGGAUGAGGGGGAUGGGCAACACGGGCAGGGGGACUGCGACGGUGGGGAGGGAAAGGGAAUGGUGGGAGGCUUAUGAGAGGGAUGGGGUGGUCGGGGAGUAUGAUUCGGAUUUUUGA